Messenger RNA from Orbicella faveolata, 3354 nucleotides. RefSeq lists its product as uncharacterized. Gene Ontology annotation, biological process: regulation of apoptotic process. Lineage: Eukaryota; Metazoa; Cnidaria; Anthozoa; Scleractinia; Merulinidae. Gene Ontology annotation, molecular function: protein binding. The record is from RefSeq and is a predicted model, not a curated record.
UUCUUGGGCAAGUAUUUGUUUUAAGAACAUCAAAUUUCCGCGGGGCAACUAUCAGCCGAUAUCAUUGUUCCUCGACAGAAACACUCUAUCGUUUAAAUAUAUAUAGCCGUAUCUCAUCAGCCCAUAAUAAAGUUUUUCAGCUUUAAAAAGGCUAUUUGAUUUACCUGUCUUGUAUGACAUAAAAGGAGGCAUAUUGUAAAUCGUUUUCCGCAGUAGCAGAAUUUGGAUGAGACUCAAUUUUUGCAUUAGUAUCUGGAUUUGGCUAUACCGUCACGGAUUUGACUUGCAAUUGUCAAGGAUUUGACAAUAAAUUGCCACGAAAUUGACUAUAAAUGGUCACGGAUUUGACUAUAAAUUGUCACCGACCUGACGUGAGGGAGUGAAUAUGUGAAGGAAUCGUCGACUGGAUCAUCGUCUUGUUGGUCUGAACUAGGGGUUGGAUUUCAAUUAGUCCAUGACAACAAAUUGGUCAUAAAUCGUCACGGACGGUCGUCACGGGUUUUAUGACUUUUAUCAAUACCCGUGGUCUUCUAACUUCUCCUUCCGAGAGGAAAAAAUCGUCAUAUCCCGUUGUAUAUGGCAGUGUGCGAUAAUCAUUAAAACUAGAACCACAGAGCCAUUCCAAACGGAGCAAAGACAAUUCUAUUAUUUUCGAUUAUCCCUUAGCGACCUUUAGCGGCCUGCCUUCUCAGGGGCCUUAUAUGGAAGAAGCUUCUGAGCUCCAUGUACGUCAUCACACUUUUUACAUACGGGGAAUCCCCUAAAAAGACUUUCGCUUUGAAUAGCAAUGGCGUCCGACCUUGUGCAAGAAGAGAAUUCCUUGAGCCCUUACAGAAAGCUACUCGUCGAUUUAUCGUUCGAUCUUUCUAAAAAAGACCUCGAGACGUUAAAACUCGCUGGCGUCGAUAUCAUUCCACGCAGAAUAACAGAAAACAUUGCCACUGGGUUGCAUUUCUUCGAUGUUCUGGAGCAAGAUGGAAGAAUUGGACCGCGAAAUCUAGACCUUCUGCAGGAUAUGCUUAACACAGUUGGCAGGCUGGAUCUUGCUCGGAAAAUUCAGGCUUUUUUGACAACAUCCGCGAACAGUGGCACUGACGAGUUUCCCGAUGGAGGCUUUAAUGGUGCAGAAAAUGGAAGUCUUCCAAACCAUGCAGCGAAAAAUGGCAACCCCUCUGUUAACGACACCGAAGUUGAUCAGAUGGCAUGGCAGGAUGACUCAGUACCAGACGGCAUCGAGGAUCACCCUCCUGUGAAUAAUGUGGCUGGAUCAAGACAAGGUGGAACACACAACACAAGCCAGUUUAGAGGAAUGGCCCUGGAACAGGUAGAAGCAUCCCAUCUUGUUCAGUCGCCGUUGGACAGUUCGGAUCAUGCUGGUGGUUCUACAGUGGUUAUGAAAAGUGGUCAAGUGGGAGCUGCUCCACAAAGAGGCCACUUUCUUGCUGCUGUAGGUUAUACCUCAUCUGAUGGGAACAUAGGCUCCUCGUCGAAUGUCAGUGGCCCUGGUACACAGGCAUCUUCAGGAACACAGACGGGACAGCAACAUAUGGGGAUUCAGGGUAGCUCGGCAUCUGGUCGGAUCAAACAUGUUGGACCAGAGCCCACUCGAUAUGUAGAUUUUCUCGCUUGUCAAGGCUACGUUGUGGAAAUAUUAGGUGGCAAACAUUUCAAGACUCCUGAAGGCGAGUUUGUGGAAAUGAAGAGUGGGACGCAGUAUAAGAUACACGUGAAAAACACACAUGCCUACGCUUGCAAUUUGGAUGUAUCUAUUGAUGGUUAUGACGUAGGAGGGUGGGUUGUUGAUGGGGGACAAGAGUUCACAAUAGAGAGGUCUGCGUACGAGGCAAAGAAAUUCACGUUCUACCGCGUGAAAACCGCGCCUGAAGAAGCGGGGAUUGAACCAGGCAGGGCCAAAAAUGGUGUUGUGAAGUGUGUUUUCACACCUGAAGCGUUCCUAGAUAUUCCUGUGAUAAUUUCUGAAUCACCUCAGCCAGUGAAUAUAAACAUGCCUCCAUCUGCGUCAGUUGGUGACCUUAAACGUGAAAUACAACAGAAGUUGAAUGUGACUGAAGACCCGGAUCAGGUGCUUUGUUCAGAUGACAACGUUUUAUUUAACUCCCAUUCAGUGAGGGGUUUAUCUACAAGAAAUCUAAGACUUGUCGAUACCGAACUUGAGAUUACGAUCGAGAAGUCAACCGGGACAAAUUUCUCCCUGAAGGUACAUCCAGGCAGAGCAAAGGUGUGCGAUUUAAUGGAACAGAUAGAAAGGAAGUUAAACGUUCCUAUAAGGGACCAAAAGCUGUACCUUGGUAGAGCCCGUCUGUCAGACGCACCAAGAAGAGGCCUUCCUUAUGGACUCAUCUGUAGUCCACAGCCGACGUUAAUACUCAUUGUUCCAGAGUAUAUUCAUAUCACAGUAGCAAAUGAAAAUGGCGUCUUACAUACCAUAAAGAUAGAUAAAGAAAAAAGCCUGCAAGCGCUCAUCGAAGAAAUACUUUCGUGCAGCUCCCUUCAGGAAAACGAAGAAGCCAUUCUCUACUUCAAUGGAAGACAAAUGUGUCCUACCAAAGAUGAAGGAACCUUAACAAGCCUUGGCCUUGUCUCUGGAUCAAAGUUGGAGCUGAAAGUGAACAUAAUCUUCAUCACAGUUCAAGUUUUGUUUCCGAAUAGAUCGCAAACAGUCGAUGUGAGAUGUGGUCCUCAAGAGACAUUCAAGGAUUUGGUAAAAAAGGUGGAAACGGGGGGCAAGAGAACAGAGUUAGAGAAAGUUACAUUUGCGAUGCAAGAGAGAGUCUUUGAUCCAGAUCAAGACAAGGCUCCACUGCAAGAGUAUGGAAUCACUCACGGUUCUCUAUUAGAAAUGAGGAGGGAUAGAGCAAACUCCAGCGCUGCUAGUGGCGAAUCUGGCGAUGCCGACGUUUUCAUGUCUGGAGACGAAGAUGCUUCAUUAGAUGAAAAGGUUAAGAUGCUAGCCCGGAACAAAGAGAGAGUUCUCAGACGAGCGAAAUCUGCAUCAUGUCCCAUACUAGCGACAUCUGUAUCAUCGCCAUUUGAAGAGCAGAUAUAUGUUCCGCAAAGUAAGUAAUUUUUUUUAGUGUUGACCUUUGGUAAUAUUUUGUUUUUGGAGUAAUAUUAACUUACUUCGCACACUGGCUUUCUUAAUUAUGAACUACUUUUAGCUAUCGAUGACUUGAAUGAGAGGACAGCUGAUAAUGUUCGAUCGAGCUCAUCUACUCACCAGUCCUCGGUUGUUCGAAAACCGAUUAAAAUAACCCGCGGUUAACGGUAACUCCACGAUUAAGAGCAGUUUGCAUGCUGUAAGGAUCGACUAAGGGUAUGCAAAAUACAAAAAAA